Corythoichthys intestinalis (scribbled pipefish) is the source of this 3513-nucleotide messenger RNA. RefSeq names its product transmembrane O-mannosyltransferase targeting cadherins 3 (gene tmtc3). The record is from RefSeq and is a predicted model, not a curated record. Gene Ontology annotation, biological process: protein O-linked glycosylation via mannose. Bases 491 to 3286 code for a protein of 931 amino acids. Lineage: Eukaryota; Metazoa; Chordata; Actinopteri; Syngnathiformes; Syngnathidae. The transcript has 17 exons. Gene Ontology annotation, molecular function: mannosyltransferase activity; protein binding. Gene Ontology annotation, cellular component: endoplasmic reticulum.
GACUCCAGCCGCUCUGAAUCGUUGUUGCGCAUGCGUGCGUCUUGUCAUAGACACGAUUUCUCAAUCGGAAAGAUUUUUUUCUUUUGUUUUGAAUUAAUGUAACUAUUGCUAAUAGUAUUCCUUCACGCCUGUAAUAUUGCACCCUGAUUCUUGUGCGGCCAAGGUACGUGGCGACCUGAAAUUUGAGGACAUGCUGCCAGGCUAAGGGACCGCUACUUCUCGCGUUUACGGCCAACUAGCAUUAGCUGCGAAAGAUAAAAACUAGGGAGCUUGAUAUCGGCUCCCAACUGGGCAAGAGUCACUCUAAACUCCAUUAGAGGGUGAAGUCAGCUGGGAAGGCUCCCGGUUGUUGUCUAACAUGUAGCCUUCGACACUCAAGCCAUCUCUUUAACUGAACAUUUUUAUGUUCUCCCACCUCUUUGCCAGUGAGUUUGGCACCAAGCACAUCAUUUUCGGAGAGAAUUGCGAUCCAUGACGGCGUCUCUGCGCCAUGGCUGCCGUGUUGUGGAAAGAGGUGCUGCUUCUGACCAGCCUGGUCGUAGUAUGCUACUGGAACAGCCUGUCAUGCGGCUUUGUUUUUGACGACGUCUCGGCCAUUCUCGACAACAAAGACCUGCGGCCCACCACACCCUUGAGAAACCUCUUCCUCAAUGACUUCUGGGGUACACCUAUGGCGGAGGUGCACUGUCAGCUUUUGAAUGGAAAAAUGGACGGCUACUGUGGUCUAACCAUCCAUCCAUUAUCUGUACCACUUCACCUCAAAAGGGAACGAAGCCAUAAGUCUUACCGUCCACUGACAGUGCUCACUUUCCGUCUCAACUACCUUCUGAGUGAGCUCAGCCCAGCCUCCUACCACCUUCUCAACGUAGCAUUGCACGCAGCUGCCUGCUUGCUUUUCUUACGCGUAUGCCGCCUCUUUCUGGACCACAACUCUGGCCUGGUGGCAGCAUUGCUCUUCGCCGUGCACCCCAUCCACACAGAAGCUGUAACUGGUGUGGUCGGCAGAGCUGAACUUCUGUCAUCAAUCUUCCUCCUGGCUGCUUUCCUGGCCUACACCAAAUCCACAAGUGCCAACCACUCCAUAGUGUGGUCUCCCAUUGCUUUGACCGUCGUGCUUGUAGCGGCAGCAACACUGUGCAAAGAGCAGGGAAUCACCGUUGUCGGCAUCUGCUGCGUAUAUGAGGUGUUUGUGGCGCAAGGGUUCACUUUACCUAUGCUGCUGGACACGCUGCAGCAGGCUUUGCGAGGCAAGGGCACCUUUCCAUACAAUGUCCUCCAAAUGCUACUGAAGCUCAUUGUGUUGGUCAUCAGCACGCUGCUGCUUGUCAUAGUGCGUGUCCAGGUCAUCCAGUCGCAGUUGCCAGUCUUCACCAGAUUUGAUAACCCGGCGGCUGUCAGCCCUACACCAACCCGCCAGCUGACCUUCAACUACUUGCUACCCGUCAACGCCUGGCUAUUGCUGAACCCGUCUGAUUUGUGCUGCGACUGGACUAUGGGGACCAUCCCCUUGGUGGAGUCUGCCCUGGACCAGCGUAACCUGGCAACGCUGGUCUUCUACGUCCUUUUAGGCAUGCUGGCUUACCGCAGCAUCACAUGCUCGCGCAGCUCAGCUAAGACAGUAGUCAUGGCCUUGUCUCUGAUCGUCCUCCCCUUUAUUCCUGCAUCCAACCUCUUCUUCCCUGUGGGGUUCGUCGUAGCUGAGAGGGUCCUGUACGUCCCAAGCAUGGGCUUCUGUGUACUGGUUGCACACGGAUUCAAGGUGCUCUCGCACAAAGGGUACCUGAAAAAGAUAUCCUGGCUAAUGAUCGGCGUGUUGCUGACCACUCACGCUGUCAAGACUUUCAACAGGAAUUGGGAUUGGGAGUCAGAAUAUACCUUGUUCAUGUCUGCUCUAAAGGUGAACAAGAACAAUGCCAAGCUGUGGAACAAUGUCGGCCACGCGUUGGAGAACCAGAAUAAUUAUGCCAAAGCGCUGCGCUAUUUUCUGCAGGCAACCUCAGUUCAGCCAGAUGACAUCGGCGCCCACAUGAAUGUGGGGAGAACCUACAAGAACCUGAACAAGUCCAAAGAAGCUGAAGACGCCUAUCUAGUCGCCAAAUCUCUUAUGCCCCAGAUUAUUCCCGGGAAAAAGUAUGCCACGCGCGUGGCUCCCAACCAUCUCAACGUUUACAUCAAUUUGGCCAAUCUUAUCCGUGCCAACGAGUCCCGGCUGGAGGAAGCUGACCAACUGUAUCGACAGGCCAUCAGCAUGAGGCCCGACUUUAAGCAGGCGUACAUCAGCAGAGGGGAGCUGCUUUUGAAGAUGAACAAACUAACUGAGGCACGCGAUGCGUACCUUCGUGCGCUGGAGCUCGACCGCUCUAAUGCCGACCUCUGGUACAAUCUGGCCAUCGUGCACAUAGAGAUGAAGGAGCCGUCAGAGGCGCUACGCAACUUUGAACAGGCACUGCAACUGAGCCCGCGUCACAAGCUGGCACUCUUCAAUUCUGCCCUCCUUAUGCAGGAGUCAGGCGAGGCCAAAUUCUGGCCUGAGGCAAACCGUCGCUUCCUGGCCUACAUAGAGGAAGAGCCGAACGAUGCAAAUGGUUAUUUCAACCUUGGCAUGCUGGCCAUGGACGCGGAGGAGAACGCGGCGGCUGAGCGUUGGAUGCACAAGGCAAUCGCGCUACAGUCAGGUUUCCGAUCAGCGCUCUUCAACCUGGCUUUGCUUUAUUCACAAUCGCGUCGCGAAUUGGAAGCUUUGCCUGUACUGGACGAACUGCUUCGCCACCACCCGGAGCACGUCAAGGGCCUCAUCCUUAAGGGUGACAUCCUUAUGAACCACAAGAAGGACACUGCUGGCGCCAAGGCCUGCUUUCAACGUAUCCUGCAGAUGGACCCGGGCAAUGUGCAGGGCAAGCACAACCUUUGCGUGGUUUACUUUGAGGAGAGGGACCUGCCGCGAGCAGAGCGAUGCCUAGAGGAGACGCUGGAGCUGGCCCCGCAUGAGGAGUAUGUGCGGCGGCAUCUCAGUAUCGUCAGGGGUAAGAUAGCAGCCAUGAACGCAGCUGGGCAGCCCCUAGUGGUGGAGAAGCCGAAAAUGGAGGAGGACGGAAGGCAGAAUCCACACGUCGAGAAAGAUGUGAGGAAAUCGUCAACAGAAAUGGACCAGUCGCAGUUGGAUGGUGGCCAGCCGGAAAGACGAACUGCGGCCAAGUCCCCCGAGGAGAAGGGCGACAUAGAGCAGAAGCGUGCCGCUGCCUUGAAGAGGCUCGAAGAGAUCGAGCGAAUUUUAAGUGGUGAUUGACCACAAUCUGAAUUUAACAUUUUCUGCAUUUUCUAGAGUCAUGACUAUUUUUACAAAGAUUUUUUUUUUUUUUUAAAUAAAAUGUUUCCCUCCUUAAUAUUUACUUUUUACUUUGAGAUACAGUAAAUCCCCAUUUGUAGCGGGGAGUUGGGAUGCAGCUCUUAUUCGUUUUGACUGUGAAAUUGAUCUUCACACAGUCAAUAAUAAAUCAGAAAAAUGCAGCUGAA